Metschnikowia bicuspidata var. bicuspidata NRRL YB-4993 is the source of this 2600-nucleotide messenger RNA. RefSeq lists its product as uncharacterized. Gene Ontology annotation, biological process: protein phosphorylation. NCBI's taxonomy places the organism in Eukaryota, Fungi, Ascomycota, Pichiomycetes, Serinales, Metschnikowiaceae. Gene Ontology annotation, molecular function: protein kinase activity; ATP binding. The record is from RefSeq and is a predicted model, not a curated record. The transcript has a single exon. Bases 491 to 2281 code for a protein of 596 amino acids.
CCAAAAGUAUGCUAGGCAAUUGGUGUUUGUUUGAAUUUGAAUUUACUCUUUCCGCCUUCGGCAAUGAAACUACACCUUCCCCCGGUUUAGCGCGCGUAAACUUAAGAAAACGCGGGAAAGCUAAACUGCGAACUUCACAAUACCUCUCCUGAUCCCAGUUUUCGGCCCUUUUCGAUUGAAGAUCACAUUCAUUGAGCUGUUAACUGAUCCUACCGACUCAUUUUUCCAAGCAGAAUUAGCUUAUCGAACACGUUUGACUUGACUGUGUGGUCCACUUGAUCUUGAAGUGUCUCCUUACCCCUGCGUCCCGCAAAUCAUCCUUUAAAUCAUUAAAAAUAUCUUCUGAAUUGAAUUCGGGUUCUGUUAGUUCAAGAGGACUCUCAAUCAAAUUGGGGAUACGUAUACUUUAGCCGAAAUUGAUUCGUGUCACUACCUUGCACCAUUUCGAUUUCGUCUGAUCUCGGCAUAGAAUUAUCAGAAGACUAGCAAAAUGAGCCAGCAAGGACAUAGAAGGGAGAGUUUUUCUAUGUUCAAUCUAGAUAAAUUCCCUGAUUUGCCUCCGCAUUACAGGAUUUCCACUCUUUUGGGCGAAGGGGCUUUUUCUCUUGUUUACAGAGGUAUGGACUGCCGCAAAGGAAACGAUGUAGCGAUAAAGAUCAUCAACAAAACAAACCUAUCCAAAAAGCAGAUUGCAAACAUCAACAAUGAAAUUUAUGUGAUGAAUACUUUAAAUAAUGCCGGAAAUCACCCGAACAUACUUAGACUUAUCGAAUCUUUUGAAUCUGAGCAAAGCAGUUACCUCAUAUUAGAGUAUUGCGAUGGAGGAGAAAUCUUCGAUAAGAUUAUUGAGCAUACGUAUCUUUCAGAAGAUCUAGCCAGGCAUGUUUUUUUGCAGCUCCUUGAUGCCGUAAGCUUUAUGAAUGAAAACCAUAUAGUUCACAGGGACAUCAAACCGGAAAAUCUUCUUUUCGAAAGUAUCCCCAAAAUUGAUAGGCCGGAUACUGAGUUUAGAAAGGCCCUUCGCUCAUCUGAUGAUGAAUCUAAAGUUGACGAAGGGAUCUUUCAGCCUGGAAUUGGUGGCGGGGGUAUCGGAACUAUAAAACUUGCUGAUUUUGGCCUAGCCAAACAGCUCAAGUAUGACUCCUCAUCAAAUCUUGGCCAAGCGAGAAGCAACCUCAAGACUCCUUGCGGAACAGCUGGCUACACAGCCCCAGAAGUGAUUCACUGUGGGGUUGAGAGAAAGCGCCGCUUCAGGAGCGCCCACUCAAGGAGUAAUUUUUACUCUAAAAGUGUCGAUAUUUGGUCCCUCGGUUGUUUUUUGUACACUUUACUCUGCGGGUUUCCUCCUUUUUAUGACGAUGACAAUGAGGUUCUCACACAAAAAAUUCUUCACGGGGAAUUUGUCUUUUUGGCUCCUUGGUGGGACGAGAUCAGCUCAGAUGCAAAAGACUUGAUUUCCAAAAUGUUAGUCGUCAAUGCGAAAUCUCGAAUCACUCUUGAAGGAAUCUACAAGCAUCCAUGGAUGAAGAACAGCGUAUCUUUGAAACAGAGCAGCUACUUUCCUGAGCAAAACAUCAGCAAAUAUACAGGGGAAUCCGUACCACAGGAAAAAACCAAACAUAUCAAGAGUCCGGCUGGUAUGGUAGGAGGCUUGAUAUCUCCAAAAAUUGCCAUUAAGCAAGUUUUUGACAAUCCUGCGAUGUCAUAUGUCAGCUUGCAUCUGUUGGCACAAUCAAAGAAGGAAAAACCGAAAGUCUCUCCAGAAUUUAAGGAAGUAAAAUUUGACUCCAGAGCCCGCAGGGAUUCCAAGUCAAUCAGCAGCUUACCAAAAAGUCCUAAUCCAAUGAACCGUGUGAACUUUAGCGAUGUCUUCAAAACAGAUGCACUCAUGUCGGCCCUCAAUGACGACAACACUGACCUUGAUAGCGAAGAUGCUUUUGAUGGCUCCAAUGGGGAUAGUCUGAACGAAUUUGCUGAUAGUCAAUCUGCCAGUUCGGAUGAAGAAAGCAUAAGAGAACCCAUGGACAUAGAAACUUUUGAGUUUGAUGAAAACGGCCCCCUUUCUCGCUUCCAUGUGCGUGAGGAGAUUCUGGAACAUGUGGAUUUGAAGAAUCUGUCAUUAUCUUCAACAACAUCAGUGGACUCCCUGAAGCUGAGUGAUGAUGCAUAUGCGACACGCUCUUCUUCUGUCAUCAGUGGUGCCAAUGGAGAGUUCGAGUUUACACUCAAUCUAAAUGAUCUGAGCUUGUUAAGAAGACGCUCCUCGACUAAAAGAAACUAGAUUUGGGUUUGAAUUUUGCAAAGGAAUGUCCUGCUUCGAUCGGGAAUCAUCUUCCUCUUCAACGAAAAAACAAAAUAAGUCGGGAGAAGAGUGCUUCUAUUAUGUACUAUGUAAAGAAUUUUAUUUUAUCAAAGAAGACUUCUAUCUUUCGCUUGGUUUGAUAUCAGCUUGUUGAGGGGAUUCAUCUUCCUCAGCAACAAGACAGUCAUUAGACUCCAACAACUCCAGCAAGUCGCCGCUUUGAGCCAUAGACUGAACAAUAUCACAACCUCCAAUGAACUCUUUGUUAACGUAAAGCUGAGGAAUAGUAGGCCACUGA